This is a messenger RNA of Cololabis saira (Pacific saury), 2881 nucleotides long. RefSeq names its product retinoic acid receptor beta-like. Gene Ontology annotation, cellular component: nucleus; transcription regulator complex. Gene Ontology annotation, biological process: cellular response to corticotropin-releasing hormone stimulus; regulation of transcription by RNA polymerase II; retinoic acid receptor signaling pathway. The record is from RefSeq and is a predicted model, not a curated record. NCBI's taxonomy places the organism in Eukaryota, Metazoa, Chordata, Actinopteri, Beloniformes, Belonidae. The coding region runs from base 247 to 1527 and encodes 426 amino acids. The transcript has 8 exons. Gene Ontology annotation, molecular function: zinc ion binding; nuclear receptor activity; nuclear glucocorticoid receptor binding.
GACCCGCUGCUGCUGCUGCUGCUGCUGCGCGCCGACGCACUUUCCAUGAGCGGCUGCGGGGAAUCUGUGUCUGUCUCUGCGCGCAUGCAGACGCCUCUCUGAAUGUAACAGACACGCUUGGCUGUUAAACAUCUGAAUGUAACUCCAAAACUACCCGGUGGUGCAAAAACAGAGGAGAAAGUCGCCCCUUGUCUGGAGGAUUUUUCCCAUGCCGACGUCUUCCAGCGGGACUCCACUCACCUGAACAUGUUUGACUUCAUGGAAUUUCAAGUUUUCGGUCCUGGAGAAAUCCUGGACUUCUACUCGACUCCCAGCCCUGCGUGCACGCUGCAGGAGCACGACCAGGACCUGGCAGCUUUCUUCCCGGAGCUCAUCGAGUCGGACUGCCAGGAGCAUCGGUGCUCGCAAUCCGUGGAAAGCCAGAGCUCCAGCUCCAGCUCCAGCUCGGACGACCUGUUCGCCAGCCCCCCCUCCCCUCCUCCGCCUCCACGCACGUACAAGCCCUGUUUUGUGUGUCAAGACAAGUCCUCGGGCUACCACUACGGAGUCAGCGCCUGCGAGGGCUGCAAGGGCUUCUUUCGCCGCAGUGUGCAGAAAAACAUGGUGUACACCUGCCACCGUGACAGAAACUGCAUCAUCAACAAGAUCACCAGGAACCGCUGUCAGUACUGCCGCCUGCAGAGGUGCUUCGCCGUGGGAAUGUCUAAAGAGUCGGUGAGAAACGACCGAAACAAGAGGAAGGGGAAGCAGGAAGCGGUGAAGCUGACCAUCAUGGAGACGUACGAGUUGACGGCGGAGCUCGGCCUGAUCGUGGAGAAGAUCUGCAGGGCUCACAGAGAGACCUUCCCCUCCCUUUGCCAGCUGGGAAAAUACACCACAAACUCCAGUUCAGACCACCGGAUCCAGCUGGACCUCGGCCUGUGGGACAAGUUCAGCGAGCUGGCCACCAAGUGCAUCGUGAAGGUGGUGGAGUUCGCCAAGCGGGUGCCGGGCUUCACGGGCCUGACCAUCGCGGACCAGAUCACCCUGCUGAAAGCCGCCUGCCUCGACAUCCUGAUCCUGAGGAUUUGCACUCGCUACACUCCUGACAAGGACACCAUGACCUUCUCCGACGGGCUCACCCUGACCCGCACACAGAUCCACAACGCAGGCUUUGGGCCGCUUACAGAUCAGGUUUUCACGUUUGCGGGGCAGCUGCUGCCGCUGGAGAUGGACGAGACCGAGAGCGGGCUCCUUAGCGCCAUCUGCCUCGUCUCUGGAGACCGCCAGGACCUGGAGGAGCCGUCCAAGGUGGACGUGCUGCAGGAGCCGCUGCUGGAAGCGCUGAAGAUCUACUCCCGUAAACGGCGGCCCAGCAUGCCCCUCAUGUUCCCCAAGGCCCUCAUGAAGAUCACCGACCUGCGCAGCAUCAGCGCCAAAGGAGCCGAGCGAGUGGUGUCACUGAAGAUGGAGAUCCCGGGCUCCAUGCCUCCGCUGAUCCAGGAGAUGCUGGAGGAUCUGCAGAACCUGGAGACCAGCCAGCACUAAUGUCUUACCUCAGUCCCCGACCGGGAGGUCCGUGAGAUCCGUGAGAGCUCGACCCGCUGACGCGACGCUGCGUUUUUCUAAAGGAGAUCCGGCUGUCACGUUGAAGAGUUCGCCGAUGAAAGAGAACCUUGUUUUUCUGUGAGCUGAAAUCUGAAAUCAUGCCUCGAGGAGGAAAUCAUAGGAUGCAGUAUUAUUUUAAUCUCUAUUUUCUUUUUUCCUUCAACUUGGUUGCAGGCACCUCAUAAACACUGAGACAUCCCUCUCAGCUUUUCUUUCUGCAUCCGGUUUCUACUCUAUUUAUAUUUUCAUGAGUUAUCACAUGGAUUUAUUUUACCUCAUUAAAUAACGCCUUUAGCAGUAGUUAUAGAAGGGAAACACAUGGAAAGGUUUUUUUUUUUUUUUUUGUUUUUAAGAAAAAGCUCAAUUUGUAAAAAUCUUCAUUGACUUUUGUAAGAAGAAAAGGGAAAGUUUUCCGUAAGGGGGAAUGUUGAUGCUGUUUUUGGAUUUUGCAAAGGUCUCAAACUAAUGUAGUUGACGUAUUAGAGGAAACUGAAAAUUUAAGUAACAUAUGAGAACAUAAAACAUAGUAUUGUAUGUCUACGCUUAUUUCCAAGUGGGUGUGUUGGAAAAUGCAGGUUUGCUGGAAAUUUGAUUGUGAUCCAGAAUUAAUUAUUACACCUUUUAGGAAGCUAAAUGAAAACAUUACUAUCAUGAAGCUUUUUUUUUUCUCUGUCAUCAUCAGAGCCGGAGAUUGUUAGAAAUGUUUUGAAAACUGUAUCCAAACCCUUUAAUUUUUCCUCUAGCGCCAUCUUCAGGUGAAAAAUGUUAUUGUCCCCCUUUUUUUAAUUAUUUUUAUUUGCUGCACUUGUCACAUUCCCACCAGCCUGACCCGCCCCUUGUGUUUCCUGCUAAUUCACUUUUCAGCAUAAUAAGAAAACGUGGUGAACAUUAAGCUGAAAAAUCAGCAUUGUGAGUUUGUCGGCACGAUGGAGAUAAUCUGGAGUAGAUUAUGGACAGAUUGUGAAAUAAAUGUAUCCUGAAAUCGGAAGAGAAGUUUUCUGUAACACAUUAGAUAGGGCUCAGUCACAGGAACACUAAGUAUAUCAGAAACUUUAAUGGGAAUUUAGAUGUUCAGAAACUUCAACUGAAGGAUUUAUGCUCAAUAAAUGUAAGUGCAAGAAACUUGUGUAUGAUAAAAAAACAAAAAAACAACUCACAUGUGCCUACAAUAAAUGUGCCAAAAUGUUUCCACCCAGAACAGAUAUGAUUUCUCUCAUUUUUAUGUCCACGUCUCAUGCACCAUAACGUGACUUCGGUGUGUAAAUAUGAUCCUUGUUCAUGUUGCUUUCAUUUG